CAAAACAUCAUUUAAGUCUAUCAAAACCAUAUUUUGUCUUCUCUUCUUCCUAUAUAACCAUGGCCAUUACUCCAAAGCUUUUCUUCCUUCUCUUUUUGCAACUAAUGUUUAUAUCAUCUCUCUCGAACAUCGUCGGAGCACAAGAGUUGGCAGUCGGGUUUUACCAGGAUUGCUGCCCUGGGGUGGAGUAUAUCGUCGCCAAGACGGUUGCUCAAUAUGUUAAGAAACAACCAUCAAUAGCUGCUUCUUUGUUGAGGAUGCAUUUCCAUGACUGCUUUGUUAGGGGAUGUGAUGGUUCAGUGCUGCUAAAUUCUCUACCAAAUAACCCAGCAGAGAAAGAUGCCUUUCCCAACCUUAGUUUAAAAGGUUAUAAUGUUGUUGAUGCCGUUAAAGCUGCCGUCGAAAAGCAAUGUCCCGGCGUCGUUUCUUGUGCUGACAUCCUUGCUUUGAUAGCUCGUGAUGCUGUUAGAAUGAGUGGAGGCCCAGUUUGGAAAGUUCCAACGGGAAGAAGAGACGGAAGGGUAUCAAUCUCACGAGAAGCAUUAAUUAAUCUGCCUCCUCCUUUCGCUAAUAUCUCAUCUCUCAAAUCAAGUUUCUUCUCCAAAGGUCUCUCCCUCAAAGAUCUUGUCGUUUUAUCCGGAUCACAUACAAUCGGAGUCUCUCACUGUACCUCUUUCUCCAAUCGCCUCUACAAUUUCACCGGCAAAGGUGACGCUGAUCCCAAACUAGACAAAUACUACGCGAUCGCACUCAAGAAAAAAUGCAAACCAAAUGACCAAAAGAAAAUCGUCGAGAUGGAUCCUGGAAGCUUCAAGACCUUCGAUCAUAGUUAUUACACUCUCGUUUCCAAGAGAAGAGGAUUGUUCCAGUCUGAUUCCGCUCUUCUCGACGAUCCCGAUACUAAAGCCUACGUUCAGCUUCAGGCUAGGACACGUGGCGCUACUUUCGCCGCCGAUUUCGCUGAAUCCAUGAUUAAUAUGGGGAACAUCGGCGUUCUCACCGGUACCGACGGUGAAAUUAGGCGCCGAUGUGGUUUUGUUAACUGAAUUAUUGGGGAAAGGAAAUGGACGAAUGCGUUCCUUGCAGUUUGUGAAGCUUUUCCUUUUUGUGCAUUUUGAUUCGACGUGUGAGCUGAGUUUCAUGUUUUCGCUUAAAAAUGUCGUGUGGCGAACACGUACGGUCCUGAUUUAAAUCUUCCGUUAUCUUUUGUUCAUCUUUUUUUUUAAUUAUUAUUAUUAUAAAUGAAGUUCAAAUGUUGAGUUCUUCAAUUUUUAA
This is a messenger RNA of Cucumis melo (muskmelon), 1275 nucleotides long. RefSeq names its product peroxidase 27-like. Gene Ontology annotation, biological process: hydrogen peroxide catabolic process; response to oxidative stress. Gene Ontology annotation, molecular function: heme binding; peroxidase activity. The transcript has 4 exons. Bases 60 to 1046 code for a protein of 328 amino acids. The record is from RefSeq and is a predicted model, not a curated record. Gene Ontology annotation, cellular component: plant-type cell wall; plasmodesma. NCBI's taxonomy places the organism in Eukaryota, Viridiplantae, Streptophyta, Magnoliopsida, Cucurbitales, Cucurbitaceae.